Nestor notabilis (Kea) is the source of this 3442-nucleotide messenger RNA. RefSeq names its product transforming, acidic coiled-coil containing protein 2 (gene TACC2). The record is from RefSeq and is a predicted model, not a curated record. The transcript has 15 exons. Bases 1085 to 2947 code for a protein of 620 amino acids. Gene Ontology annotation, biological process: cerebral cortex development; cell population proliferation; mitotic spindle organization. Lineage: Eukaryota; Metazoa; Chordata; Aves; Psittaciformes; Psittacidae. Gene Ontology annotation, cellular component: cytoplasm.
UGACUCCGAAGAAGCAUUUGAGACCCCGGAGUCCACUACACCGGUAAAGGCACCACCGUCACCUCCACAGCCACCCCCUGAAGCAGUGGCGGCGGCAGCAGUUGUAGCUGACAUAGCAGAACAAGAGAUCAAACCUCAGCUGCCCUUGGAAGACACAGGAUCAUGUUCAGAAGCUGCACCUGUAACUGAUGUGUCACACAGCGAAUCAGUUGAAGAAAGCCCUUUCCGUCCCCCUUCCCACUCUUUUUCCACCGUCUUCGAUGAGGACAAGCCAAUAGCCAGCAGUGGAACUUACAACUUGGACUUCGAUAACAUUGAGUUGGUUGAUUCUCUCCAUGCCUUAGGACCAAGCUCUCCAGAAUCAAAGAAUCGUGACCCCAAAGCAAAUGUGCGAAGAAAAUCUACUGAUUCACUCCCAGUUUCCAAAUCUACGUUGUCUCGAUCUCUUAGCUUACAAGCUAGUGAUUUUGAUGGAGCAUCUUAUCUUGGCAACAGUGAGACAUUAGCACCGGCAGCAGAUGUGUACGGUACUGGUUCAAGCAGUGCUUCUAGUACCCUUAAGAGAACAAAGAAAUCCAGACCAGCUUCCUUAAAAAAGAAGCAGCCAGCCAAAAAACCUCUGGAUGCUCCACUGGUGAAGGAAACACCGCAAGAACCGCCUGACCUUGGCCAAGCUGACUGUGACCCAGGUGAGGAUAAAGCAGCAUCUGAAGCUAAGGCUGAGUCGGUAAGGCCUGAAUGUACUGAACCUUCUAAAAUCUCUGCUGAGAAACAGGAGGCCCCACCUGUGCCUGAAGGAUCCCACCCUUUGGAUCCAGACAGUUUGGAAGGGAUUAGUGCAUUUAGCACUGGAGGCAGCAAGGUACAAAACUCUCCCCCUGCCAAUAAGAAACCACUACCUCUUACGACGGCACCGGAGGCUGGAGAGGUGACUCCACCUGAUACUGGAGGACAAGAAGACCCUCCGGUCAAAGGCGUUGCAGUGAGGCUGGAGUUUGAUUACUCUGAAGAGAAAGGGGUGAGUGAAGACCAGCAGGAGAGUACUCCUCCUCCCAAAAAAGCAGGUAAAAAGCCUGGUGCUAAAAUGCCACUAAGGAGGCCAAAGACUAAAAAGUCAGUGGAAAAGCUUGACAAUGCUCCUACAACACCGACUAAGUCACCCACUGAUCCAAACGAAAUCCCUAUCACAAAAGGCUCUUACACUUUUGAUAUUGACAAGUGGGAUGAUCCCAAUUUUAACCCAUUCUCAUCUAGUACAAAAAUGCAAGAAUCACCCAAACUGCCUCAACAAACGUACAGUUUUGAGCCAGACGUGUGUGAGGACUCUAUUGACCCUUUCAAGUCUUCUUCCAAGAUAGCCAGCUCGCCCUCUAAAUCUCCAGCUUCCUUUGAGAUACCAGCCAGUGCCAAUGAAACAAAUGGAACUGAAGGAGACAACUUGAAUAAACCUGCAAAAAAGAAGAAGACACCAUUAAAAACGGUGAAAAAAUCACCAAAAAGAUCCCCACUAUCUGAUCCUCCUUCUCAGGAUGCCACUCCACUGCCAACUCCAGAAACACCUCCCGUCAUAUCCACGGUGGUUCAUGCGACAGAUGAGGAGAAACUGGCGUCUUCAGUGACUAGUCAGAAAUGGACCUGCAUGACUGUGGACCUGAACACGGAUAAGCAGGAUUACCCACAACCCUCUGAUCUGUCUACAUUUGUGAAUGAGACCAAGUUCAGCUCUCCUACAGAGGACUUGGAAUAUGGCAACUCAUAUGAAAUAGAAUAUAUGGAGAAAAUAGGCUCCUCUGUGCCUCAGGAUGAUAGCACCCCGAAGAAACAGUCUUUAUACCUAAUGUUUGAUGCACAGCAGGAGAGCCCAGUCAAAUCACCUCCCAUCAGACUGUCUGAUUCCACAACACCAUGCUCAGGGUCAAGUUUUGAAGACCCUGAAGCCCAGCAGUCCUCUGGAAUGAAAAUACAACAUCCAGCUUCCCGAGUCCUAGCUGCCAGCCAAGAGGCACACUUACAGUCACCUGACAAGUCAAAGCAGAAAGACCUAGAGCCCAUGACCCUAGGAACAACUCCAGAGGCUAUUGAAAUAACGUCUCCUGAAGACUCCUUUGUCUCUGCUGAUGCUCUUCUCAAUAGGAUAUCUAAGAAAACCUCAAUAUGUGAGCAGCCUGAAUAUCUAGAUCCUGACUUAGCAGAAAAGAACCCCCCAGUAUUCGCUCAGAAGCUUCAGAGAGAACCUGCUAUCCCAGCAGAUGUUUCCAUCUCUAAGAGUGCACUGUACUCCCGGAUCGGCACCGCAGAUGCAGAGAGCACCACGGGUCUCCUCUACCCCCAGCAAGACUUAGACUCUGCACUACGACUCGCCAGAGCAGAGAUUGUGGCCAAGGAAAGGGAAGUAUCUGAGUGGAAAGAGAAAUACGAAGAAAGCAGAAGGGAAGUGAUGGAAAUGAGGAAGAUAGUUUCAGAAUAUGAGAAGACGAUUGCUCAGAUGAUAGAGGAUGAACAGAGAGAGAAAUCUGUCUCCCACCACACUGUUCAGCAGCUGAUAGUGGAGAAGGAACAAGCAUUGGCAGAUCUGAACUCAGUGGAGAAGUCACUGGCAGAUCUUUUCAGGAGAUACGAGAAAAUGAAAGAAGUAUUGGAGGGGUUUCGGAAGAAUGAAGAAGUGUUAAAGAAAUGUGCACAGGAAUAUUUAUCACGAGUGAAGAAGGAAGAACAGAGGUAUCAAGCACUCAAAAUUCACGCUGAGGAAAAACUGGACAGAGCCAAUGCUGAAAUUGCACAGGUGAGAGGCAAGGCUCAGCAAGAGCAAGCAGCGUACCAGGCCAGCCUUCGUAAAGAGCAGCUCAAAGUGGAUGCAUUGGAAAGAACACUGGAACAAAAGAACAAAGAGAUAGAAGAAUUAACAAAGAUCUGUGAUGAACUGAUUGCCAAAAUGGGGAAAAGCUAACUUCUAACCAAAUUUCUGGACUUCAAUAUUGAGUGCAAUAUGACCAUUGGCACACUGAUGUCCAUACAUUUAUGUGGACAGGUUAUAUUUUCACUUUUUCGUAUGCACUACUGUAUUUUCUUUCUAAAUAAAGUUGAUUUAAUUGUAUGCAGUACUCAGAUGACUAUCAGAAUUUCUUGCUAUUGUUUGCAUUUUCAUAGUAUAAUUCAUAGCAAGUUGAUCUCAAAGUUCCUGUAUCAGGGAGAUUGUCAAGUUCUCUAAUUACAAAUUGCUGAUCCUAGCCUUCCCUUUGUACAUGAGUUCCCAUGUUGGAUGUCUUUUGGAUUUAAUAUAAACAUGUAUUACUUGCAUGGGGACUCUUGCCUUAAGGAGCAUAAACUUUAUCUGCAUUUGCUGAUUUGUAAAAUAAAAUUAAAAAUGGAAGAAAAAAAAAGGAAAUGCAUGUCACUGAAAUGAAAUUCUCUAUUGUAAAUAAAUUUUUUCGUUGAAAGUUGA